CAGGCACACACAGACACACACACAGACACACACAGACACACGCAGGCACACACAGACACACACAGGCACACACAGACACACACAGACACACACACAGACGCACACAGGCGAGCGAGCGUGCAGGAAGUGCCCACGAUGUCAUCUCGUGCCCUGCGGAAGCUGAAGGGCGGGCGUGCCCAGGAGGAGUUGGGGGGCCCGGCGGUGGACGAGGAGGUGGAGGACGAGGUGGAGGACGAGGUGGAGGAGACUGGGGCGGCAGACAGCAAUAGGGGGUUCGGAGCUCACCCCGUCAACCGCUUCUGCCUGCUGGGUGAGGAGGAGGAGGAGGAGGUGGAUGGUCAUGAAGAGGGUGGAGGCGAGAACCGGAGCCACACACAGACACCUGGGGCAACGGAGGAGGGAAGCCUGGCCCUAAGGGGAGGUGCAAAGAAGGUGAGGAGGAGGAAGAAGCGGGCCGUGAAGGAGACCAAGGAGCAGGCCGUGUCGACGUCAUCGUCGUCGUCGUCGCCGCCCUGGGAGGCCGCGGGGCGCAACGGGGGCGCGGACGACGACGGGGAGCACCCCCCCAGCUCGCGCGGCCAGCCGCAGCCGUGCGGCGCCCCCCACGGACACCGACAGCUCCUGAACGUCGAGCACAGGCACUUGAACCCAGAUAAUGAACUCAAGCGUUUUUUUGGAGCCCGGGCUGUGAUGGGAGACGCCAACAGGAGAAGGAGGAGGCACAACCAGCCUUGUCGGCGCCACACGUGGCUCACGGUGCCCAAGGACACGUGGCCUCGCCCCGGACGCACGGGCAUUGGCAUGGAGCUGGUGGAGAGCCGUGGGGGGCUGCACUUCUUCCGCUUCGUCCACUCGCGCGACUACCAGCGCGUGCAGAACGCAUUCCUCGACGCGGUCGACUCCAUGGACCCCCACAACCUCGUGGCUCUGACCCACACGUCGCCCUACCACGUGGACUCGCUGCUUCAGCUCAGCGACGUCUGCCGCCUGCAGGAUGACCACGAGAUGGCGCGGGAGUUCGUGGAGAGGGCGCUCUUCUGCCUGGAGUCGAGCUUCCACCCCUUGUUCAGUCUGACCAGCGGGUCCUGUCGCCUGGACUACAGAUACCCCGAGAAUCGGUCAUUGUACCUGGCCCUGUUCAAGCACCUCGCCGCGCUAGAGAAGAGGGGCUGCUCACGCACGGCACUCGAGUUGGCCAAGCUGAUACUGAGCCUAGCGCCGGACGAGGACCCACUGGGAGUGUUGCUGCUCAUUGACCACCUGUGCCUCCGUGCUCGUGAAUAUCGCUACCUCACUCACUUCUACCGCCAGCUAGAGCCCAGCAAGAAUCUCUCCCAGCUGCCAAACAUGGCGUUCUCUGUGGCGCUCGCAUGGCACCACCUGGAGGUGGAGGAGGUGGAGGCGAGGGUGGAGGAGGAGGUGGAGGAGGUGGAGGGGGGCAGGGAGGCGCGGGGAGGGGGGCACGAGGCUGGCGGGGGGUCCCACGGCUCGACCCCCAGCAAGGCCGACGAGCUCCUGCAGGAAGCUCUGCUCGCGUUCCCCUCGGCGCUGAUGCUGUUGCUGGGGAAGUGCGGGGUGGAGCCAACGCCGGAGGUCGCACAGCACCCCUACCUGGGCACGAUGGCCUCACGCGGGGACCCGCCAGCCCUGCAGGAGCUGACCUGGCUCUUUGUGGAGCGCGCCGCCACUGAGUGGCGCUCCCCUCCCGUGGUGCUGUGGCUGGAGUGGCGGGUGGCUCGCCUCGUCGCCGCCCUGGACAGCGACCCCCAGCUCGCACGGCAGGCGGCCAGCAGGAGGAAGGUGUGCUACCGAGGCUCUCCACGUAACGUGCACCGCCACGUCGUGCUGUCCGAGGCCAAGGAGGCGACCGCUCACCUUCCCCCGGAGGUGACCAACAGUCCCAUUCUGGGUUACGAUCCGCUCCCUCCACUCGACUCCAUUGUCUCCUACACCCGGCCUGAGCGACCGCCAGCUCCAGCUGGAGGAGGCACCCUCUCUCUCUUCUUUCGCUCGCUUUUGCCCAGCUUCAACAUGCGGCAGGAUCCCGUCGCACAGGGUGCGUUAGGCGCGGACGACGAUGGAGCCGACGCCGGAGCCGAGGGGGCGGAGGGAGGAGGGGACGGGGGCCGUGAGGUCGGCAGGGGAAUCACUCAGCUGCUCGCCGCCAUGAGGGAGCUGCUCGCCAACAUUCGAUUCGACGACGACGGAGGGCGGGCGGGGGGCGGCGUUGGGGGGGCCGGCGACCCGGACGACCCGGACGACCCGGGGCACCAGGAGGAGGAGUGGGACUGAGGACGCUCGGCACGGCACGCUCGGCUCGGCACGCUCGGCUCGCCACGCUCGCCACGCUCGCCACGCUCGGCACGCAGACGUACGCUCGCCGUGGACGGAUCAGGCGAUUGUCGUUUCCACCUCCCCUCCAGAAGGUUGUCCUCUCGAUUCCAGGAGAUCCACGACCACUGGACAGUGUUCGCCAUCUCCAGUAAAUCUCACAUCAGUUGUUAUUUUCUUCUUCUUCUUCUCCUUCUCCUUCUUUCCUAUCUUCCAACCCCCCCCCCCCCCCGUCUCUAGUCGAACUUCUCGAUCUUAAGCGGGACCACCUGUCGAUCCGGCAGACCUCUUCCAGCAGACUUUAACUUACAGAAGAUGCCCUUGAUCCCCAGAAGAUGUCCUCCAUCUCUCGACGGAUCAUCAACUCCUGAAGAUGUCCUCCAUCUCUAGAUGUAUCACCACCUCCAGAAGACGUCCUCCAUCUCUAGAUUGAUCACCACCUCCAGAAGAUGUCCUCCAUCUCUAGAUUGAUCACCACCUCCAGAAGAUGCCCUCCAUCUCUAGAUUGAUCACCACCUCCAGAAGAUGCCCUCCAUCUCUAGAUGGAUCACCAUCUUCAGAAGAUGUCCUCCAUCUCUAGAUGGAUCACCAUCUCCAGAAGACGUCCUCCAUCUCUAGAUGGAUCACCAUCUUCAGAAGAUGUCCUCCAUCUCUAGACGGAUCACCACCUCCAGAAGAUGCCCUCCAUCUCUAGAUGGAUCACCAUCUCCAGAAGAUGCCAUCCAUCUUUAGAUGGAUCACUAUCUCUAGAAGAUGCCAUCCAUCUCUAGAUGGAUCACCAUCUCCAGAAGACGUCCUCCAUCUCUAGAUGGAUCACCAUUUCCAGAAGAUGCCCUCCAUCUCUAGAUUGAUCACCAUCUUCAGAAGAUGCCCUCCAUCUCUAGAUGGAUCACCAUCUCCAGAAGACGUCCUCCAUCUCUAGAUGGAUCACCAUUUCCAGAAGAUGCCCUCCAUCUCUAGAUGGAUCACCAUUUCCAGAAGAUGCCCUCCAUCUCUAGAUGGAUCACCAUUUCCAGAAGAUGCCCUCCAUCUCUAGACGGAUCACCAUCUCCAGAAGAUGUCCUCCAUCUCUAGAUGGAUCACCACCUCCAGAAGAUGUCCUCCAUCUCUAGACGGAUCACCAUCUUCAGAAGAUGUCCUCCAUCUCUAGAUGGAUCACCAUCUCCAGAAGAUGUCCUCCAUCUCUAGACGGAUCACCAUCUUCAGAAGAUGUCCUCCAUCUCUAGAUGGAUCACCAUCUUCAGAAGAUGUCCUCCAUCUCUAGAUAGAUCACCACCUCAAGAAGAUGUCCUCCAUCUCUAGACGGAUCACCAUUUCCAGAAGAUGUCCUCCAUCUCUAGAUAGAUCACCACCUCCAGAAGAUGUCCUCCAUCUCUAGACGGAUCACCACCUCCAGAAGAUGCCCUCCAUCUCUAGAUGGAUCACCAUCUUCAGAAGAUGUCCUCCAUCUCUAGAUUGAUCACCACCUCCAGAAGAUGCCCUCCAUCUCUAGAUGGAUCACCAUCUCUAGAAGAUGUCCUCCAUCUCUAGACAAAUCACCACCUCCAGAAGAUGUCCUCCAUCUCUAGACGGAUCACCACCUCCAGAAGAUGUCCUCCAUCUCUAGACGGAUCACCAUUUCCAGAAGAUGUCCUCCAUCUCUAGAUAGAUCACCACCUCCAGAAGAUGUCCUCCAUCUCUAGACGGAUCACCAUCUCCAGAAGAUGUCCUCCAUCUCUAGACGGAUCACCACCUCCAGAAGAUGCCCUCCAUCUCUAGAAGAUAACCUUCAAGAAGAUGCCAUCCAUCUCUGGACGGAUCAGCAUCUCCAGAAGAUGCCUUCCAUCUCCAGAAUUCUGCCACAGUGGUGGAACGGUUCAAAGCAGUGCUCGAUUUUAUCUCCCGCCAGUGGCAGCUGAAACGACGGGGUCAAUAAAUUUUCCCAAAUCUGCCCACCACUUCUGCCCCCCCCCCCCCCCCGCCUCUCCCCCCAAGAGCUGUUGGUUGCGCACAAUCGAAUCUCGUACGCAUCUCCGCAACCAGUUGCCGUGAGCAGGUUGCGGAAUCACGACGCAACUGGUCGCUGCUCCCGCGCAACCAAAAAAAAAAUAUCGCAAACCACACACGACCACAGUUCUCCGCAGCAGCUGCAGUCGAUCAACUCCCUUUCUCCCUCCCCACCGUGUGAUGUGACGGCCUUCAUAGGUGCUACCCGCUAACAGUCUGUUAAAGGCUAUACGGGGGGGGGGUGGAUCUUUGUCUUUGUUUUGUGUGUGCGCACGUGGGAAGCGGGUUCGCGGUGGUUAAGCUCGCUGCGCGAGGAAACCAGCGGAGCCGAGUUCGAUUCCCCCGCUCGUGGCCAAAACACCAGGUCCGGUCAUUGGUCCCGGGCCUCCCCUGGGUCGACUCGGCCUCAAAUUUGUACCCUGGUGCGGUGUGUAAACGUCGCCAACUCGGGAGACGAAGGCGGCCGGCCGUGGUGCUGGCAAGCCCACCCCCUCGUGCGCCCCACAGUGCCGGCCUUUCCUAGGCCCCGCUAACUCGCUACCUACGGCACUUGCCCCAACACCCUGCCGAGGCUACACGUGGGUGGGGGGGGCGGAUCUUUGGAGCUUCUCAGACACGAGGUGGGUGAGGAGGGGGGGGAGGGCGGGGCUCUGCUGCUGCUGCAAAAAGUGGGCGUGGCUGCGCUCAGUUUAGCCACGCCCAGUCACAUGGCCACGCCCGCUGCUAGCGCAACCGCUCGCUCGGAUGUGGGCAAAGCGGCUGCCGCCGGUCGUCCGACCGCGUCCUGUGUCCGGUUUGAAGGAAAUAAAAGGCGGACGUUGUUCACCA
Molecule: messenger RNA, 5145 nt
Organism: Petromyzon marinus (sea lamprey)
Lineage: Eukaryota; Metazoa; Chordata; Hyperoartia; Petromyzontiformes; Petromyzontidae
Gene: TCF25
Product: TCF25 ribosome quality control complex subunit
Cellular component (GO): RQC complex
Source: RefSeq, a predicted model, not a curated record